Molecule: messenger RNA, 453 nt
Organism: Salvia miltiorrhiza (redroot sage)
Lineage: Eukaryota; Viridiplantae; Streptophyta; Magnoliopsida; Lamiales; Lamiaceae
Exons: 1
Coding region: 1-453 (150 amino acids)
Source: RefSeq, a predicted model, not a curated record
AUGGAUCCGAUGACCCGGAGGUACACAUGGCCAGAUUUGAAAACCAUGAUCACGCUACAUCAGUACACAGAGGGGAUUAAGUGUAGAAUCUUCUCUAUUACGUUAACCGGAAUAGCUCAGCAGUGGUUCCGGGCUCUGGAGCCUGAUUCUGUUCAUUCUUUUAAACAACUACAUGAUACGUUCAUGUGGCAGUUUGCGAGCUCUAAGUGCGCUGCCAUGACUGCCAUGUCAUUGAUGGAUUUAAAACAAGAACCUACCGAGACUCUGAAGGAAUUUGCUGCCCGUUUUACCAAAGCAUCUUUGGAGGUGCUCAAAGCUGAAUCUCAGAUUAAGGGCUAUGCUUUUGUACGCAGGCUAAGACCUGGAGCUUUCUUUGAUAAUUUACAAGUAAAACAACCGAGGGACUUUGAUGAUAUUCUAGCCCUCGGGGUACAUACAACUGGAGGAAGCUAG